This is a messenger RNA of Trichobilharzia szidati, 1891 nucleotides long. Lineage: Eukaryota; Metazoa; Platyhelminthes; Trematoda; Strigeidida; Schistosomatidae. The record is from the annotation of a GenBank genome assembly.
AUGAUUUCCUUAAUUUUUUUUCAUAAAUACAGUUGGGUAGUCAUUUAUAAAACAUUUGUGCGACGUAGAAAACUUCAUCAAAAAUCGAGCCGUGUACUCAAUUCUAGGAAUUUAAAUGUAUAUGUAGUUGGAGAGGUUGGACAUCCUAAGGCAAAAGUUGUUCGUAUUGUACAUAUCUCAGACACAAGAGGUGCACAUGAUGCCUUCACUGAAAAUAUUCCUCGUGGACAUAUUUUAAUUCAUUCUGGAGACUUUACAUCUCAUCCGCCUUCACUUAGUCUUCGGCUUUCAACAUGGUGUAGAAGUAUUAGUGGUAAACUUCCACAAUUUAAAAAACGUCGUUCAUCAGCAAAUAAUGAAUGGCAACAGAAAAUUAAAGAAAUUGACAAGUUUUUUGCCCAGCAACCACAUGAUUUCAAGAUAUUUGUGCCCGGAUGUUGGGAAACAUGGUAUCCAGACUCAUCUGGUGAGUAUCCAACUCCUGAGAAAAUUCAGUCUCACCUUACCUCCGCCAUUUAUCUUGAAGAUUCAUGGUGUCGAAUAUUUGGACUGACAAUUUACGGAGUUCCAUGGACUGCAGCUGAUGACUUACGACCUGAAGACGGAGCAUUUGUACAGAAACAUUUUAGUCAUUAUACAAAACUGAAGUUGAAUUCUUCGACUGAUCGUCAACGAUUAAAUGAGUUGCACAAUGGUCAACCGUCUUCCAAACCCACCAGUGAUACUGCUGCUCCAUGCCAUACACACGGAUUUGUUUUACCUAGUAUUGAGGACGUUUCUAAACAGUGGCUGCAUAUUCCCGAUAAUACAGACAUCGUUGUAACUCAUAUGCCUGCAUGGCGUCCGGAACUUUAUCCUCAUAUUGCUGAGCGUGUGAAGCCUGUACUACAUCUUUGUGGUCAUGACUUCGCUGGUUAUGGAGUGAUGUGGAAGAAGGGAACCCUAUUUUGUAAUGCAGCUUUACAACUUACUUCAACAUUUCCAGCCACUGGUUUACCACGUCAUCAUUCCAGAAAAUUAGCUAAACACGACCCGGAUAAUUCUGUUAUAUUCAAUGAGUGCCCUAAUUCAUUUGGAGAUUUUAAAGAACCCCCAUUGUAUAUAGCAAAACCUAAUGGUCGACCUAGACCACCAAGAUGGCAAAGAGGUUUACCAAAGCAUUUAUCACGUUUAUUUUCAACUAAUCAAAAUACUCUUGGCUGUUCUUUUUUUCGUCGAACACAGACAGGCAGUUCAUCUGUUGUAGUUUCACCAACACAGAGUUCAAAAGCUGCUGUAGCUCAUACUAGUGCAGAUGUUGGAUUUAUUUAUGAUCCAGAUAUGCGUGCAGGGAUUGGUGCAAUGGCUAUUAACGAUCCAGCCUAUAGUAGUGGUAUGAAUGUCGGUUAUUCUGGUGGUGGGACAAGUUUAUCAGGCAGUAAUGUAUGCUCUUCUGCAUGUCGACGUAGUCCUAUUGUUGUAGAUGUUUAUGUUGUUAACGAUGAUCAGAGUGUAAUACUGCCGCCGUAUGCUAACUCACUUAAGUUGAAUUUUGAUAUUAAACGAAACAGAAUUACUGAUUGAUUGGUAUCUUGUUCUAUGAGAUUGUUUAUGGCCUCUGGAUAACUUUUUAGAUUUUGAAAUAAUCAACCCAUUAUCUGUUAUGGACACAAUUCAAUGGUAUCUUUUGAACGCCACUAUAAUUUCAUGAUGUGACUUCAUAAUAUUGCAGCAUUGCAAAUUCAGUUCCAAGAACAGUAAAUAUUAUUACAUACUAAUGUGUAUACUUUAUUCAAUCGAUCAACUUAAACCUACAUGAGUUAUUUUUUACAUUUCUUUAUGUAUAAAUACAUUGAUAAUAAUACAUGAAAGUACGUUUUGAGUAUUUUAUAAUAAAAAACAAGUACUUUUU